AUUUUACCAUGUCCUACACUCUUCUCCAACCUCCCACCACACAAACUCCAUUUCUUCCCCCACACCACCAACUCCAAAAAAGGCGCCUCCUUUUUUUUCGCCCUUUCCGCCGCCGCCGCCGCCGCCGCCGUCGCCGUCGCCAACGGCACCACCUCCGCCGCCAUCAUCCCCAAUGGGCUUCCCCUGCCUAUGCUACACCGUCAUCCUACCCCGCCCCGUCGCCCUUAUCGUCCACCUCCUCGAUCUCCUCAAGCUCGCACUCUCCGCCGGCCUCUUCUUUCUCGGCCUCCCCUCCUCCUCUGCCGCUGCCGCUGCCGCCAUCGACGACCUCGACGCUUUUCCCUCCUACCUCCUCCCCGACUCCCACCUCCCUCCUCCCGCCUCCGUCAAGUCCCGCCUCCCCGUCGUCCGCUUCUCCGCCCUCCGCCCCAACGGCGCGGCCAUCUGCGCCGUCUGCCUCGACGCCCUCUGCCCCCGCCACGAGGUCCGCCAGCUCGGACACUGUGCCCAUGCCUUCCACAAGCACUGCAUCGACAAGUGGGUCGACGUCGGCCAGCUCACCUGCCCUCUCUGCCGCGCCCCGCUCCUCCACCAUCAGCCUCCGGAGGAGUAUGAGAAUACUGCCAAGAUCUCCAGCAAACAAGUAGAAGAAAAAUGCAAUUAGCUCGAUCUUAGAACAUGCAUCUCCUUCUGCAGGCAGGUUCAUCAUCAUGUGAGUGUUUCAAAAUGGAAAACCUAAUUAAGCUACUCAUGAUUUGGCUUUAGAGUACUACUCAAAACCUCCAGCAAAGAUCUCCUUCUGCAGACAGAAACCUAACAAAAACUUACUUCCUUGACCCAACUGUGAAAUUGUGUGUCGGUUUAGCUGGGAAAAGAGCUGCCUUGAGCUUCAGAAUGCUGCUAAAGGUCUCCAGCAAACAAGGAAAGAACUUAGUUUGCUUGAUCUUAAAGCUUCUGCAAUUUUUCAGAAUGGAAACCUAAUUAAAACUUGCUUCCUUGUGAAAUGUGUGUUUGUUUGGCUACUUAUCAAAAGUAAAGAAUGUGAUCAACUGUGAAAUGUGAGUUUGUUUAAGUAGAUAUGAAUUCUAUUGAUCAUGUUUCAGAAUAGGAACCUGGUUAAAACCUGCUUCUCAUGAAAAGUAA
Messenger RNA from Zingiber officinale, 1143 nucleotides. RefSeq names its product brassinosteroid-responsive RING protein 1-like. The transcript has 2 exons. Gene Ontology annotation, molecular function: ubiquitin protein ligase activity. The record is from RefSeq and is a predicted model, not a curated record. Lineage: Eukaryota; Viridiplantae; Streptophyta; Magnoliopsida; Zingiberales; Zingiberaceae. Gene Ontology annotation, biological process: protein ubiquitination. The coding region runs from base 173 to 664 and encodes 163 amino acids.